AUGGUUCUCGGAGGCCAAUGUCAGUAUUUCUUACUCGAAGGUCGAUUUGGAGUGCCGGCAAGCAUCACGAAAGACAUAUCGAUGCGUUGCAACCUCGGCGAUAGGAUCAAUAAACUGACCGCCCUCCGCGCCAAGCUUCAACUCGCUACUUUCCCGGAUGAACUGGAGAAUGCCCAGUGGAAGUUUGGCUCACCUCUGGCAGAUAUCAAGCGGCUCACAGAGAGGUGGAGAAACGGGUACGACUGGCGCCAACAUGAAAAGGCAAUCAAUGAAGAGUUGCCAAUGUUUACCCGCGAUAUUGACGUGGAUGGUUUCGGCGCGCUGAACUUCAUUAUGUUCACAAGAAGAGCGAAACUGUUGACGCCAUUCCGCUGUUGUUUUGCCACGGAUGUAGGGCCUGGAAGCUUCUUUGAAGUCAUCAGGAUUUUGCCCCUCCUGACUGCAUCGACCGCUGAACACCCUAGCUUUCAUGUUGUGGCGCUUAGUUUGCCCGGUUUUGGCUUUUCGGAGGCUCCCCACAAACAAGGCUUUGGUAUCAAUCAAUAUGCUGAGGUAGCUCACAAACUCAUGGUCGCUCUUGGGUAUAACGAAUAUGUUACCCAGGGAGGUGACUGGGGUGGCAUCAUCACUAGGAAAAUGGCUUCUACGUAUGGUGGGAGGCACCUCAAGGCAUGGCACACCAACUUUCCAAUUCCUGAACCACCGAGCUGGAAAUCGCCCUUGUCUUUCUUGUCUUUCUUGCUAACUCCGUGGUCUAUAGAGGAAAAGGCAGGCAUCGAGCGCACCAAGUGGUUCCGCACCAAAGGACAAGGCUACUCCGCUCAACAGAGCACCCAACCACAGACACUCGGUUACAGUCUCACUGAUAGCCCUGUUGGCCUGCUUGCUUGGAUCUAUGAGAAACUGGUCCUUUGGACCGACAAUUACUACUGGUCUGAUGAUGAAGUGCUGACGUGGAUCUCGUUGUACUGGUUCUCCCGCGCCGGCCCUGCUGCCUCCCUCCGCAUUUACUUUGAAUUGCGUGGCGAUUGCGAGGAUCUAGGUCGAAACCCCACUAUUCCUAUGGGAGCUUCGUGGCUGCGCAAGUCGAACAACGUUGUUUUCGAGUCCCAUCACAAGACAGGAGGCCAUUUUGCUGCCACUGAACGGCCGGAAGAGCUUGUUCGGGAUGUGCGGAAGAUGUUCGCGAAAGGGAGUCCUGCGUUUGCAAUUGUCCCCGGAAGAACUGGAUAUGAUGCUCACGUUCAACAAUGA
Suillus subalutaceus is the source of this 1254-nucleotide messenger RNA. Its product is annotated as Alpha/Beta hydrolase protein. The record is from RefSeq and is a predicted model, not a curated record. Lineage: Eukaryota; Fungi; Basidiomycota; Agaricomycetes; Boletales; Suillaceae. Gene Ontology annotation, biological process: epoxide metabolic process. Bases 1 to 1254 code for a protein of 417 amino acids. The transcript has 10 exons. Gene Ontology annotation, molecular function: epoxide hydrolase activity.